Molecule: messenger RNA, 1125 nt
Organism: Trypanosoma theileri
Lineage: Eukaryota; Euglenozoa; Kinetoplastea; Trypanosomatida; Trypanosomatidae
Product: putative N-acetyltransferase
Exons: 1
Coding region: 1-1125 (374 amino acids)
Biological process (GO): protein acetylation
Molecular function (GO): N-acetyltransferase activity
Source: RefSeq, a predicted model, not a curated record
AUGAACAAUGAACAUGUGUUGGUGAGUGGCCAUCAGCUGCGUUUAGUGCCGUACUUGGCGCAGCACGUCCCACGCUAUCAUCAGUGGAUGACGAACACUGAAUUACUGCAGGCCACCGCAAGUGAACCCCUCACACUCGCAGAGGAAUACGCCAAUCAACAGGAGUGGCUCUGUGCGGAGGAUAAACUCACCUUUAUUCUUCUCGCACCACUCUCUAUGAUUUUAGAGGAACCCACUCCUCCAGUUACACGGAUGGAUCCAUUGGCGGAUGAUGAAGAGGAAAAUACAUCCCAGCUGGAAGAUUGGGAGGCGGAGGAUAAUGAUAAUGAUAAUGAUGAUAGUGAAAAUGAAGAAGAGGAGGAAUACGUCAAUACAGUUAUAACAGAAGUAGAUAUAGAUCUUGGAAGAAGAUCUUCUGCUGAAAGACUUAUGAUGGAAGAACCACAAAUAUCCACGCCGUUUAUGAGAACCCGCUCAGAACCCGCAGUCACUCCUCGUACUUUUAUUCGUAAAGAGGAACGUCAAAUUGGUCGAACGUACGUUAUGAUUGGUGAUUGUAAUCUCUUUUCUAUUAACUCUGAUGAUGUGAAAUGUGCUUCACCAACACCAACAACAACAACAACAACAUCAGAUGUUGUUGGAAAUACUAUUAGUAAUAGUCCUGGUAAUGAGGCUACUAAUAAUAAUAAUAAUAAUAAUAAUAAUAAUAAUAAUAAUAAUAAUAAUAAUAAUAAUAAUGAGAUUAUUAAGAAUAGUAAUGAGAAUGAUGAACGAUGCUUUGAGGUCUCUGUGAUGGUAGCGGAACCUUCUUUUCGACGACGUGGAAUGGGUGGAGAAGCCGUACGGUUAUUAUUGAGUUAUGCACUCGAUAAACUUAAUGCCACGGCUUUUGUUGCGAAAAUAUUAAAUACGAAUAACUCCAGUAUUGAAUUCUUUACAAAGAAACUUGGAUUUACCAAACUAAAGGAUGUACCUGUAUUUAAUGAGGUUCACUACUACAAACGAUUUGCCAAUAAGGCAGAGAAAGAAGCGUGGUGGGCUGAGGCGGGAUAUAAAGUGGAUGUUUACGAUGAGGCCGCAGAGCAGAGUAUGACAGUUCUUCACAAUAUCCCGGCAGGGAAUUAG